UUCCUUAUCAGAUCAGAAGCUAGUUUACAUGAAGCAGCCAUUUAAGCUAAGAUAGCUUUUCUACGCGGUGCCAGCUGAGGACGUCAUACUGGAGAAAAAUCCAUGUACAUCACUAUACAUAUCUUUUCUCUACAUAUUGAGCUAAGGUGCCGAUUGAAUGGAAAGAUUCUUAUAAUUUGGUUUAGAUGAAGUGCUAGUUAGAAUGAGACAAAGUGAUGCUCUAGGUUUCCUCUAAUUGGAGCAACAAACAAUAUAAACUUACUUUUCCUUUGCAGUUGGUUGUUGUCUGUAUAGUUUGAUGUCUCCUUCUUGGCAUAAAUAAAGCCAUUCAGAAGAAACACGUAUGGACUUAUGUUUGUUCUUCUGGGUUUUAACGUAUCAGCUUGUUUUUUCCACGGUGUCACCAAAGUAAAGAUUAUUCUCAAGUGUCAAUUCUCACCCCUUAUAAACUGGAUGGUGCUAGGAGCAUGCCUAUGGCUAAAAACCACUCUCCCAUUCAUUAAAUCAUGGAUUCUUCUCAGUCAAUUGAGGCCUGUGCCAAGAAAGAGCCUCAUGCAACUGCCCAGGAAGAGAAAACUUCAAAGAAACUAGCCCGAGCUCAGUGGCUUCGAGCAGCUAUCCUUGGAGCAAACGAUGGUUUGCUUUCCACCACAUCCUUGAUGCUCGGUGUGGGUGCAGCUAAAGAUCAAGAUCAACGGUCUAUGGUUCUUUCUGGAGUAGCUGGAGCUCUUGCAGGUGCCUGUAGCAUGGCUGUUGGAGAGUUUGUCUCUGUUUCAACUCAACGAGACAUUGCAAAGUCCAUUUCUUACGAGUUAAAAGGAAGCAGUCCAACUAAUAUUGCAGAAACCAAGGAAGGUGAAGUUCCUCAUGACAUGUCCUUUCACAGUAUAUUAGCCACUUCAACACUAGGUGGAAAGCUUCUAUAUGAAUCACCUGUGCAUAUACAGUCAAAUUCUUUGACACCUGCAAGAUCUCCAAUGACAAAAAUUAUGGAAAUUGAUGCAAGAAGAACCAUGAUGGAGGAGUCAAAAGAGGGGAAUGACAGAAAAUUAGAGCCACUGCCUAGUCCAUUGAAGGCUGCAGCAGCGUCGUCUACGGCUUUUCUCUUUGGAGCCUUUGUUCCUAUGGUGCCAGUUUUAGUGGUGAGUGAAAACAGAAUCAGGAUUUUUGUGACGGUGAUUGUAGCAUCAUUGGCUCUGUGUUUAUUUGGGGGAAUUGGAGCUUAUCUUGGUGGUGCAUCAGUGAAAAUAUCUGCUAUGAGAGUUUUACUUGGAGGGUGGAUUUCAAUGGCUAUCACAUAUGGUUUACUUAAGCCCUUUGAUAAUGAUGAUUAGUACAGGUUUAGAUAAUAUUUGGUUGAAGUUGAAAAAAGGAAUAGUAUUUGAGGUUUUAGGUGGGACAAAAGUAAUCAUAAAAGAUUGUUAUUACUGUUAUAUAUAACAUUGU
Molecule: messenger RNA, 1446 nt
Organism: Solanum dulcamara
Lineage: Eukaryota; Viridiplantae; Streptophyta; Magnoliopsida; Solanales; Solanaceae
Product: vacuolar iron transporter homolog 4-like
Exons: 1
Coding region: 507-1334 (275 amino acids)
Biological process (GO): intracellular manganese ion homeostasis
Cellular component (GO): membrane
Molecular function (GO): iron ion transmembrane transporter activity; manganese ion transmembrane transporter activity
Source: RefSeq, a predicted model, not a curated record